UCCAACUCGCAAGCGGCUCGCCGCAACCCUCUAGGGUUUCAAGGAACAAAAAUGGGGAUGAGAGAUGAUUACAAGUUUCUUCAAAUCAAGGACGCUUUGCCUUGUCUCAAUCAGAAAGUGAAUCUGAUCGGCGUCAUAGUCGAGCACAGCGUCCCAAGGUGGACAAAGGGCACUGACUGCUUUUGUUCUCUGAAAAUUAUUGAUGAAUCACAUCAGGGGCCUGGGAUUACUGUUAAUAUUUUCUGUGAAGAUAUGGAAAAGCUCCCCCGUGUUGCGUCGGCUGGUGAUAUAAUUUUGCUUGCCCAUAUUGUGGUAUUCCCUAACAUCCGAAUUUCAUUUAUGAAAAACCAUGGUUGUGAUGUAUAUGCUCUGUUCAACAAGAAGUUCUCUGCAUUUGCUUUAUAUGAAGGGAAAUACUGUAGUGAUUUAAAUCCUUAUCAAAUUUCUUCCAAAUUCCAUCCUAGAGAUCAGGACAAGAAGUUUAUAGCAGAAUUGAGAGAAUGGUUGGCUGGUUUUCAGCUUGAAGCAGGGUCGAAGGAAUCAUCUUUGUUGAGAGAGAUAAGGGAAGGUGAACGUUUUGAUUUGGUUUGCAAGAUUCUUCAUAAGUGUGAAGUUACCGAGGAUAAGUGGAUGAUCUUUGUCUGGGAUGGAACGGAUGCUCCACCAGUUACAAUUCAAUCAAAGCUAGAAGAUGAAGUGGAAAAUCCACUUCCUUUACAGUUGGAACCUAUGCCUUUGUCAAGAGAAAUUCUAUGUACAUUUCCUGCUGUUGGAACUAUACUAAGGGUUAUUAUUGAUCAAGGCAAUGAGAAGCUGGGCAUCCACUUACUAAAUACUGGAAAGUGGGUGAGAUUUGUUAACAUAAUCUGCGAAGUACAUGCAGGAUUGUGGCGUGGGGUGAUAAAGCCUUUCACCAAGCUCCAGUGUUUUCCUGAUGAGGACCCUCUCAUAUUACAGCGCCAAAGGCUUUAUGAUGAGCGGAUAUUCUCAAAAUGGGAAAGGAUGCCAUUCACGAGCUUUCCUUGGCAUUCUCGAAUUACAGAGACUGAUUAUAGGCAUGUGCCAUUUGUUACAUUGAUGGAUGUUCUCACCUGUUUGAAGGUAACAGCUAAAUUCAAGUGUGUAGUUCGAGCUGUAGCAGCGUAUCCAUGGCAGGCUGAGGACUUCUGCUCUCCUUCUGGGACAUACAGGAUUAGGCUGACCCUGGAAGACCCAACUGCCAGAAUCCAUGCUUUUGUGUAUGCUAAAGAUGGGGAUACCUCCGAAUCCAUCAUUAGAGGCGUCGGUUUCUACAAUCAUAAAUGCUUCAGGGUCAGGAAGACAAAGCUUGCAACAGGAGAAAUUUUUUGAAGGUUACCCCCCUGUUGAUGUAUUGAAGAGGAAGCGAAACAAAUUGCUUGGAGUUGAUGAAAGUGAGUGUGGCAAAAGAAUAAAUGAUGCUCCUACUAGAAAUCCACCAUGGAUAGAGUGUUGCCUGAAAUCUUACUACCUGGUUAAAACCGAUGCUUGGGGAAGUAGGAACUAUCGUAUCUUUGGCACCAAGCUAGUGGGAUAAGAAAUUUAAUGAUCAUUUCUAGUUACCGAGGAGAGGAAAAAAAAGAAAAAAGAAAAAAAAAAUGAACCAAGCUUUUAUAUAGUGAAUGUAUAGCUGUAUUUUGGGUGAAGUUUUCCUAUUUACUGUGGCCAAGUUUUCCCAUGGAGUGGGAAUGCUGGCUAUUGAUAAUUUUGUGGUAUUACUAUUUCUGGUGCUCGAAUCUUAUGUUGAAUAAUCUUAUGCAAAUAUUUGCUUUGUUA
Molecule: messenger RNA, 1794 nt
Organism: Malania oleifera
Lineage: Eukaryota; Viridiplantae; Streptophyta; Magnoliopsida; Santalales; Ximeniaceae
Product: protection of telomeres protein 1a-like
Exons: 11
Coding region: 52-1350 (432 amino acids)
Biological process (GO): telomere capping; regulation of telomere maintenance via telomerase
Cellular component (GO): nuclear telomere cap complex; chromosome, telomeric region
Molecular function (GO): G-rich strand telomeric DNA binding; telomerase inhibitor activity
Source: RefSeq, a predicted model, not a curated record